Molecule: messenger RNA, 2490 nt
Organism: Arachis duranensis
Lineage: Eukaryota; Viridiplantae; Streptophyta; Magnoliopsida; Fabales; Fabaceae
Exons: 2
Coding region: 1-1665 (554 amino acids)
Source: RefSeq, a predicted model, not a curated record
AUGGAGUCGGCGGAAACAGGAGAAUGCCUGUGGAUGGUGACAGACGACUACAUCUUUGGCAUCCGCGUUGACAAGUUAGAAAAUUUGGGGAAGAAUCAGGAUAGGGAUUGGAAAUCCCUUCUUGAGCCGGCUCCGUUUGAUUUCCGUUUGGAUCUUCCAGAGUCCUGCUCGUUGCAUCAAUACUUUAUCUUCGACUCGAAGCUUUUCAUAGUCGGUGAUCAAACCAAUUCUGGCGCCAAGAUCUACCAAAUCUCCUAUGUCGGCGGCGACACGUUGGACAUAUCUGAGGCAGUAGCGACGGGCGCAAUCCCUCCGCUACCGACCGGCGACUUCAGUUUCCUUAGAAACAUUAAAGAUGACGUUUACUUGGUGGAAGAUGAUGCGACACCACCGAUAGGGUUAUACGUUUUACGUUCCCGUUCCCCGAACUGGCAUUCCGUGCCCGCUCCUCCAACCGAACUCAACUCUGAUAAUUAUAAUUUGCUUUUUGGUUUCGUGCUGAAUGAUAAGCUCUUCUUGCAUCUCCCGUUCGCACCAGGAAUUGCUUAUGUAUACGACCCCCAACCUAACGCAUGGAUUAAACUGGAGCGGGCACUUUCUCAUCCUGAUUAUGUUUCUUUCUUGAGUGUGUCGUUCCUUGGGGAUGUACGCCAUCGCAGUGUUGUGCUGACAUGGACCGUGGAGGGUCUUUGCGGACCUGGUGUGAAAUAUGACAUACACGCUUUGCUGGUGGAUAAUCAAGAUUAUUGUAUUCUUCGCCAUCAACGCCUUGAUGAGUUGUGUGAGGCGAUCCAACCAUCCUUCUUUGAGCCCGCAGAUCUCAACUUGGUUGACCUUGGCAACAGCAAAGUAUGCGUUAUCAUCGGUGGUGCUGCAGAAGUCAUUCCAUCCGUUUGCAUUUUAGUAGUUGAAUUAGGGUUGGUACAAGAGGAGGAGCAGCAAAGGUUCUUAUCUGUGCGUGUACUCGUCAAUCGAGUCUUCGAUAUGAGGCCUUAUAUCUCAAAGUACGGCGGUCUUCAAGGGCUCUGCACCUCCUUUCUUUUCUCGCUCAGCAAGGGAACGUCGGACAUAGACAGGGAUGCGGUGAAGGAUCAUAUAGGUGAGGAAGUUCCCACCCUGACUUCGGCAUCUCUGGAGGCCUUUUCCAGGAAGAGGUCAUCCGGGAAGGACGGCCCUUCGACAGAAGGUGAUAAUGUGGUCAAGGUUGCUCAAUCUAAGGAGAUUAGUUUACAGAGAACAAAGCUAGAGUCAGCUGUUGUAGGUCUUGAUAAGUACCUGGAGGUUUCUCAAUUGAAGGAUAAGGCUAGAGAAUUGGAUAUGAAGGACAUGACUGAGGCUUUGAAGGCGAAGGAAAAAGAGUCAGAGGAAAUGGUAAAACAGAUAGCUACUUUGCAGUCUCAAUUGAAGGGACGCGAUGAGAAGAUUGAGGCAUUAACUCUAAAGGUGGGUGAGCUGGAGAAUGCAUUAAAGGAUGCUAAAAAUUCAAAGGAGCCAAUGGCUUUUGAGAUGUUUGGGAAAGGGUUUGAUCGUGCUAUAAGUCAAAUUAAGGCUCGUGCGCCGGAGGUUAACGUGGUUGAUAUGGAUGUAUCCAAGAUUGUGGUAAAUGGAGUAUUAGUGGAUGCUGACAUCCCGGAGGAAGGUUGUGAUGUCAAAGAGAAUGAAUGAAUGAUAUCAAAGUGGGUGCCUCCCUGACUAGUAAAAAGGAAAAAAAAUUCUUACAUUAGAUUCCCAUUUAAAUGCUGCUUCUGUCGAACUACAACAAUUAAAGAACUUGUUGAGAUCGAACAGAAUGAAAAUCUCCUUCAAGGUCCUUUUCAAAAACUUAAACACAGGAAACAACUGCUUGACAAAGAAGUUCUAUCUUUGUCAAAAGAAAAAAUUAAUCUUGAAGCUCGAACCAGACAACUUCAUGCUGUAGAGUUGAAACAAUUUCAAAAGCUCCAAACACUUGCGCAGGAGCGAUCACAGCUGAAGGAACAACUGGACCAACUUUUGCAGCCUUAUGAAAAUUGAAGGCUUGGUAUGUCAAGUGAUUAUAUAACUGAACAUCUCCUUUCUUGUUGUCACUUGUCUUUAUAUUUUUAGAACUGAGUAUUUUGCACUAUGACUCAAUGCUUCAAAUAUUUACCAUUAACAAGGCAGAGGAGUCCUUCAGAGAAUUCAAAGUGUGCCCAAGUUUCCCACAGUUCAUAGAUCAUAAGCUAAGAUCACAUUAGCUUUAAGGGCAGAUUAUAUAUCCUCCAAUUCCAAAGGAUAUGUAGAAAUCAUGAUGCAUCAAGGUUUUAGGGGAGGGGUUCUAAAUUUAUUGUUUGGAUUGUUUACAAAACAAAUCUAGGACUAGUUGAAUUAGGGGAUUCUACUGUCAUGAGUGGUUUGGAAGAUGCAAUGGAUUUUUGGGAAGUAGGAUUAAUCUACAUCAAACCCUCUUUUAGGUAUGCAUUGCAUUGUAUGAUAUCAUAUAUGGACAGAAUUUUCAGAUAGUAGAAUUUA